This is a messenger RNA of Nematostella vectensis (starlet sea anemone), 3748 nucleotides long. RefSeq lists its product as uncharacterized. The transcript has 4 exons. The coding region runs from base 225 to 1196 and encodes 323 amino acids. NCBI's taxonomy places the organism in Eukaryota, Metazoa, Cnidaria, Anthozoa, Actiniaria, Edwardsiidae. Gene Ontology annotation, molecular function: oligosaccharide binding. The record is from RefSeq and is a predicted model, not a curated record.
AUAAUACAAAUAAAAACUUAAUGAAAUGAGAACCAACAUAAUUAACCAGAAUCGCAGUUCGGUGCAUGAAUUGCUCUGAAUUUUCACUUAUAAAAACUGCUUUUGAGAAGAUUCGCCGUAGUAAGUAUUGAUGUGUAUUGUCUGAGCCCUUUUGGUUUUAAACGGCCGAUCGACACCGGUGAUUGACAUCGCAUUGAUAUUUGGCUCAGUGACAAAGGAUAAAGAUGGCUGGACUUUUCAUGCUUUUUGGUUUUUCGCUUCUGCUUGCCAGCUUUUUCACGAUCGCCGAGUCGAUGGAAAGAAAAGAAAAUGAAAGAAGUGCAAUAUUCAUGAAAAUUGAAGGUUUUGCCAUCAUGAAUGGCGUGAUCUCGGAACAUGAUGUGACGUCAUCAGUUGAAUGUGGUCAGAAAUGUCUCAUGCAUUAUCAGUGCCGAUCGUACAACUUGGUCAGCGGAACUUUAUGUCAGUUGCUCAAUGUCACAAAGACAACGGCAAAAGAUUCCUUGGUUGAGACACCUUACUCCAUUCACUUCUAUGACAUUAGUGAGACUUUUAAAUCCUGCCUGGAUUUCCUGAAGAUUGGAAUUACUGAAAACGGCAUUUACACCAUCACCGGAAGUGACGACAAACAAUUCAGUGUGUACUGUGACUUCCGGUCUGAACCACCCGCAGCCUGGACUCUAGUUAUGGCUUUUUCUCGGAGAAACAGAAGAAUCGACGCCUUCUGUAAUAAGGCUUUCUCCGUCGACAUCCAGCGCAACGAGAACAACCCCAACUGGAAUGACUUCCGGCUGUCCCUUCCCAGAAUGCAACUCCUGAAAUCCCAGUCCACUCAUUGGCGCGUUACCACAGGAUUCCCGGUCUAUGGUGUAGACUACAGAGAUUACGUUCGUGGAAAUUUCUUGGCAUUCGACAUCAUGACGUUCAGUGGAGGUGGUAUCUGCAAACCGGUUGAAUUGGUUAACAUCCGGGGACUCUUGGGAACUAACACGGAGGCGGCGUUUUGGCAGAAUGGAAUAGGUUUUCAUAUUGACAGCGGUGCCACUCAUUGUCAGUUCAAGCCAAACUCGGGCGCAGUCCAUAGCGAGAACAACUUCGGCUAUUACUGCGAAUCUGAUCCCUCGAUGAACGUGAAUUUUCGCGGAACGAAAGACGACGACAGCACCACUGAGUAUUGGUUCGGAGGAUACGCAUAGUCCAACAAUCAAGUUUCAAGGAUCAAGGAGUGUCAUGAAUGUAAAAAUGCCUUUAAGAUUUUUUCGUUUUCUAAAGCCAAUUCAUAUAUUAAUAAGUACUUCUUAACCAAGCGCGAGGUCUGUACGGCCUGCAAAAAAAGACCGGGGUCGGAUAUCUCUUCGUACAGACUGAGCAAGCGAGGUUAAUAAAAGUUUUAUUAUAUGGCUUUAACAGAUUAAAAUGAGGAGAAAAGCACUGAUCGACUUCGAAAAAGGCGGGAAAACAAGAAGCGCUCGCGCACGGGUCAACUAAAAAAAUAAUAAUUCAACGGCUUUUCGGGCUACUCAUUCCUAUUUCCGCCGGAAGCUUACAAGCUUUAUCCGUGCUAUAGAUCAUUCAUGCUUCAAAGCGGAGCCAGCGCGGCCGCAGGCGGCGCGCGAAGCUCCAUGGGUAUAGAGAAAUGUUAUAUAACUAUGCGACGCAGUUUUUUGGUCAUUGCGCGGGUACCCUGUGGUGUCGCCCGUCUGCCUGCCUGCACGUGGAGCCAGCACAAUUUGCAAUAACUUAGCAAAACGCCACCUCAGUGAAAUAAUUAUAGAAGAAUAUAUUUUAGCACUAUCCGAGAAUGCUACAUACUUAAUAAAACCCCGAAAGUUGCAUCAAAACUUACAAUUAUUUAGUUUUGUGUUUUUGUAUUUACACUCACGGGAACCCUGCGUCUAAUUUUUCCCUCGUUUUGCUCUUCUAACUCGCGGCCGACACCGUGAAUUGAUAAAGUUUUUGCAUUAUUUUCGUCGUGGCCAAAGCCAAGAAAGAAAUUCGACACAUCUUAACACACUUUUAUAAUAAAAAGACAUACAAACGAUGGAUGGAAGGACAAAGGAUGGAUUUGGAAAAAUCAGGUAAGUAAGACGUCAAUUUUAUAAACUUCGUCGGAGCUAGGAAAUUUUUUGUGUUGAUAUAUUUGUAGCACUCAAACAGUUAAAGCCAUGAUGGGAUGUUGAUGUUUAAUUAUACCUAGUUCCUAACUAGUAAUUCAGCUAGUUUGCUCAUACAUUAUCCCACAAAAAGGAUAGAAAUUGUGCGAUUGAUUGUUCGUAAACAAACGUCGCGUUUGUUUUAGAAAAUCUUUGAAGAAGUGGGGAGUGGGAUAACUUUUUAACUGUAAAUAAAGAACGAUUUCUUAUCUGGAGAUUCUUCAUCACAUUUAAGUUCUGUCAGUUCUUUUAUGAAGGAUAUCGAGCGAGGAACGGUUUUAGUUUAUAUUUUGUGAGUUCGUAGAACAUUUAAAAUUUAAAAUGAAUUCUGGUUUGAAUUUUAGAAAUCAAAAAAAGGUUCAUGAGGGGUAAUAGGUUCUAAAAAGAUCUGCUUUACCUACACACUUCCCUUUUUGCAUAUGAUUCUUUUUCACAAAAAGAUAUCUUGAAUACUCCAGCUCAACGUUUUCAUACAACAUCUCAAAACUCCCAUCUCUUCAAUUUUCAUAGAAAACUAAAGACAGCUUUUUGUUGGGAGCAUUUAGUCCGAUACCUAUAGUUUAUCUCCACAGCUUUUCCUAAGAAACUCUGGCUCAUAAGCCCCUAAAAAACAGACUUCAUAUAUUAAUUUUCUGUUCAAGGUUUUAUUUUAAAGGUUACUUGGAAAUAUUUUUAAUUUUAGGUUUAUCAAUUAGGUUUUGUUCAGCAUAACAUUUAUAUCUUUAGUAUUCUUCCGUAGCGUUUUGUCACUGUUCUCCCAUUUUUACUACUAAAAGUAGUCAAAAACUUUGAAAACAAGUUAGAGUGGUUUAUUUCAUUCACCUUUUGACAAAGUGGCUGGUACAAAACACUGACCAACAUUGGCCCUUAUUGCAAAUGGACUAAAUGGGUUUUCUAGUUAAAAAAAAUAUAUUGUUUCAAUUUGAACUAAUUAACUGCACAGGGUUUUGUGAGCAAUCUACUUUUUAAAUAGCUGAUAUGAAUACAGCUCAAUACUUAGGAAUCUGAGAUGAUAUUUGCAAAAAUCAACAGAAAUGUACCAUUUGACCUUUCAUGCAAUUAUUUCAAAGAUAGUUUAGCACUGUACAUGGAAGUGAUGUGAAAUGAAAAUAAAGCUGCCUUUUUUUAAACAAACUGCAUCUUUUUGUAAUGCCACACCAAGCCCUAUUUUAUGUUUCAACACAAAAAUACUAGGUGUACAUACCCUUGAAACCAUGAUGCUUCAAUAUGGGGGUCUAGUGGGUCCAUGGACCUCAUAAUUUAGAGUCAGCUUUUUGUACGAUCCACCCAAGACAAAGUGUCAAGUAUUAGCCAAAAAAAACAGUAAAGAAGGUUGAUAAAACUGUUUAUCCAUUAUUUGUAAUUUCUACCAAUUAUUUUUUUUAUUACCCUUCAACUGAGAGAAAAUUAUAAAAAUCAAGAAAAUCUAGUAGUAGUGCAAUGUGAAAGGAAGAAAGGGAAUUUGGACAGUGUAGGCAAGUAAGCAGCACAUUUACUGGCAAAAACGAUAUGCUAAUGUAUAGAAACGCGUUGUGUGCUGAUAUGGUUUUAAAUGUUAAAGAGAAUAAAAAAAGCACCCAUUUUACUGUAAAAAA